AUGGGUGAUCUUGUACACACGGUACAAUUUGUUUUUGGGAUUUUUGGAAAUGCUGCUUCUCUCUUUCUCUUCUUGGUACCCAUGCAUACGUUCAAGAGGAUCAUCAAGAACAAAUCAACGGAACAAUUCUCUGGCAUACCUUAUGUUAUGACACUUCUAAACUGCUUGCUUACCGCAUGGUAUGGUCUGCCAUUUAUAACAUCAAAUAAUAUCCUGGUAGCAACAAUCAACGGAGUUGGGGCUGCAAUUGAAUUAAUAUAUGUGUUUAUUUUUCUCUUAUAUGGACCCAAUAAACAAAAGAGAAAAAUCUUAGUAAUAUUUGUGUUAGUCCUUAUUGCUUUUGCUACCGCAGCGGUUAUUUCCAUAAGUUUUUUUCAUGGAAAAAAUAGGAGGUUUUUCUGUGGUAUGGCUGCUACCAUCAUCACCGUCGUCAUGUAUGCAUCUCCUCUCUCUAAUAUUAGACUUGUAAUUAGGACCAAAAGUGUGGAGUACAUGCCUUUCUUCCUGUCAUUUGCUGUCGUGGUAUCUUGCACUAAUUGGUUUAUCUAUGGCAUGCUAGGAAUGGAUCUAUUUAUUGGAAUCUCAACAUGUAUUGGCUUGAUUUUAGGAGUAGUGCAGCUGAUUUUAUACUUCAUUUACCGUGACAAGAAAACAUCAACGAUUGUGGAUGAGUUCCAAUAUGCUUAG
Solanum stenotomum is the source of this 687-nucleotide messenger RNA. Its product is annotated as bidirectional sugar transporter SWEET1-like. Gene Ontology annotation, biological process: carbohydrate transport. The record is from RefSeq and is a predicted model, not a curated record. Lineage: Eukaryota; Viridiplantae; Streptophyta; Magnoliopsida; Solanales; Solanaceae. The coding region runs from base 1 to 687 and encodes 228 amino acids. Gene Ontology annotation, molecular function: sugar transmembrane transporter activity. The transcript has 6 exons. Gene Ontology annotation, cellular component: membrane.